UAUUGCCUUGUACUGUAACUGUACUAAACCAGCAAGUUUAACAACUGAUGUGAGUUAAUGAUUAAAAGGGGGAAUACUUUCACGAAAAGCUUUAUCAAAUACGCAGUACUGGUACUUUAUUGAUUUAGAAAUACAUGUAGGACAUGGAAGAUGGUAAUAGCAAGUUGUGCAACUAAAUCUGGUAAUAAUCAAAAUGGAAGCAAAGGACUCUGAAAAAACCUCAACAGAUGAUGGCCUCAGUAGUCAUGGCCUAAAUCCAACAGAUGAUGGCCACAGUAGUAAUGGCCUAAAUCCAACAGGUGAUGGCCACAGUAGUAAUGGCCUAAAUCCAACAGGUGAUGGCCACAGAAGUAAUGGCCUAAAUCCAACAGGUGAUGGCCACAGUAGUAAUGGCCUAAAUCCCACAUCUGGUGACAGUGGAAUCUCCAACAAUGAAGAUUUUUCUCUGGUAUCAGGUGGAGGAACAAGUGAUUUUUCCUUAUUAGAAACCUCAGAAACUAAAGAAAGUAAUGAGGAUGAACCCAGUCAAACUACUGCCGAGGAUACUAAAGUCAUACAUAAGGAAUUCAAUAAGUCUAACUCUACUGAAAACAUCUCGAGACACAAUGGCGUUGAAGCCACUCAACCUACUGAAAACAUCUCUGAAGUUAAAGACAAGAACAGGAGAGAAUCCACUCAUUCUAGAACAUCAAGUGUAAACGACUUCAGUAUACUUGAUGUAGAUGAUAUUGAAGAAGAAUCAGAUGGAAAAAUCAUUGCAGGGGAUUUGAAGAUAUCUCUUUUUAGUCAAACUGAAAACAAAGAUCAUCGUCUCUCUAGUACAGGUCAUUUAAUAUCUAUGAAUAGACCAACAGAUAGUAAUGGUCAUGAACGUUUUGAACUAGGCUCUAGUUUUGCUGUUUUAGAGGCCCCUAUUAGCAGUUCUUACCCAUCAUCAUUUGACAAAGUAAUUGACAGGACAAAGGUACACAUUUUACCACCAAAAAACAGUGAGGAUGCACAUUUUUCUACUUCUGUUGAUAAAGAUAGUUUUGCUGUUUUAGAUGCCCCUAUUAGCAGUUCGUACCCUUCAUCAUUUGACAAAGAAAUCGACAGGACAAAAAUACACGUUUUACCGCCAAAAAACAGUGAUGAUGCACAGAUUUCUAUUUCUGUUGAUAAAGAUGGACAGAAAAUUGAAAAGAAAAAGAUUAUGCAGGGUGGCAUUGUAGAAGUUAAUGUACACCGUGAAGAUUGGAAAACCAAUGGAAAGCCAAACAGUAUAGACAGAACAGACAAUGAAGCUCAGGAAGGUGGAAACAGAGGAGAAACGAAAGACUUAUAUGUAAAAGUACAAACAAAUCUUAACUCUCUUCCACAGGUUGAUCUGACACUACAGAAAACUGAUAACAGUAUUUCUUUUGAAAAUAAAGAUACUCAAAAUGCUCCAGAUACAACUAAUGCAGCCAGCAUUGAUAACAACUCAGACAAGAACAAAGCAGAGGCAGUUAGAGAGAGCUUGACUGCAGAAACUGAUAAAGUUAUGGAACUUGGAAAUCUAAAGCAAAAACAGAAUAAUGUUGAAGAAAGUGAAUCCCAAGUAACUCAACUAAAAGUAGAAGGGGCAUCAGAUUCCUCAAAAAAUGGUAGUACAGACGAUGACUCUGACUUCUCAGUGGUUGAGGAACCAGUAGAUAAUACAAGUAAAGUAUCCAGACACUUUGGGAAAUCAGAUAUUGACAGUGAUAUACCAAGUAGCCAUUACACAGGUCCACGUAGUCGCAGUAGCACUAACACAAGUUCUGAGAGUAUUGAAAUAAACAUGAGUGAACCUGAGUUAUCUGAUGAUAGUAAUGGCCAUAAUGAACAGAAAACAAGUUCUAAUUCUGGAAAUGAAACUUCUACAGCAAGUAAUGCUCAUUAUGUUUCUAAGCUGUCCAGUGGCUUCUUCGAGUCUGAGCAAUCAGGUGUUUCAGGAAAGCCUAUAGGAACAGAUAAAUCAAAUGAUGACACAAGGUGCUUGAACGAUCCUACAGAGAAUUCUUUUUUGUCUAAAUGGCAAGAACAAGAAGCUGAAUCAUCAGACAAUAGUAAAGAUAAAAACAUGAUGGACAAGUCUUUUGACAACUGCAGCAUUCCUUUCAAGUAUGAAAGAAAGGAAGAAAUUGAGAAUGAGAAACCUGAAGAAAAAGUAGCUGAUUUCAAUGGAAUUAACCAUGCUCCUGAUCUUUCAAAGGUAACAAUGGAUGAAAAUGGAGGAGAUAUUAAGUCUAGCUCUAUGAAAACAAAGAAGACAGACAAUUUCUCCUUAGCACAAUCAGAUGUGGAUGAAGAUGGAGAAAGAAAUGGACAAAAACAUCCUGAUAUUGGUGACGCUACUAGUACAAGUACUGAACAUGAUACAGAGUCAAACACAAAAGAUGGAACAGAAAAUGAGCAGGGAAAGAAAACACUUGAUGGAAAUGUUACAGAUCUGUCCUUUGUCAAGGUUGAUAUAUCAGAGACAGAUGAUAAAUGUGGCAGACCAGAUGAAACCAUCAAUGAGAAUUGGAAAGAAGAGAUGCUUUUUGAUGAAGAGACCUUAGCUGUAAAAAGCAAAGAUGGCAGGUUCAUGGAUAAAGUGGAAAAUAUUGGUCAGACGUCUGAUGAUGUGCAAGGAAAGAGAGGUAGUGUAUCUGGAGACAGUUGUGGAAGUGAAUCAAGUGCUGGCUCAUCCUCUCCUGAUGUGUGGAAUCCAAGUGGUGGGGAGAAAUUUUCUGAAGAAGAAGCUGUGGUUUAUGAGAGUUUGAGGAGAACACAUGGGAUGAAGUUGUCGAGAAACUAUCAGUGUUCCUCUAAACACAAAUCACAUGAAGCACAAUUUGAAAUCUUGGAAAUACCAGUCAAAGAUGAUCUUGUUUCUUCAAAAUGGAGAUAUGUUUUAUCUAGGGAGGAAAAAUUGAGGACAAUAUUAAAAGAGCAGUUUCCAGAUACAAAAUUUAAUUACGAUGAAUCUUUCGAAAGGAUUGAGUUAAUUAAAUAUGAGAUGACCAAAACUGAAGAGGAGGCUCAUCAAUGGUCCAAAAAUGUCAUGAAUGUGAUUGAAAAUCAAGUUAGAAAAAUCAACAGUUACCUUAUUUGUUGUUGUUCAGGGGAAGAUGUAGAAAUGAUAAUGUUACAGAUGAAAACAUUUCAUACGUCACAUAAUCUAGAUAUUUGUAUUGAACAUAGUCUACAUCCAGAAAGUAAAACAGACAGACUUAUGGUGAUUGGCCAGCCCACUGAAGUAGCUUCUGUUAUACUGCAGUUAGAUCCUAAUAUAGUCAAGAUUUAUGAAGCAGAAGAAAAUAGUGUUGUUUUGAUGGAUCUUCUUAACAUACCAUUAGAUGAGGUUCAGCAUGAUGUCUUCAUUAGAUUUAAAGGUCCAAAGUCCACAAAGACAACAUUUCCAAAUAUUUAUAUGGAACUUAGGGGAAAAACCAUACAAAUUUUAAUACAGGCAAAGGAUGAGAAAAAUUUAAGUUCCUUUAUGACUGAAAAUUGGCUUAGAUUUAAACACAGAACUAAAAUUCAUAUGAAACCGCAAGAAUUUACUCUCUUAUGCAAGACAUCAGUUAAGGACUACAUUGUGGAUGAUAAGCUAAACACACUUGGCUUCGACUACAGAUGGAGCUUUGUGCCAGAUGACGGAGACAUAAUCCUGUUCACGGAAAAUUUUGACCAGUUAGAUGAAAUCAGAGAUGCUAUUUUUGGUUCAUUUACCGAACACAGAAUUAAUCUUGUAACAGAUCCAAGCGUAGGGGAUGUCAGGAAGAUGGAAAAAUGGACAGAAAUAGUUGAUGAUGUCAAAACCCAAUCAAAAGGUAUGGCUGACAUUGCAAUCAAUGAUAUGCAGACAUGUGUAACUAUAAUUGGAACUGAUGAUCUCAUGGAAGCAUGGAUAAAGUUUGGUAAUUUUACUUCCAUGGAAAAGUACAUAGACGAGAACAUAAUACCCACUAUUAAAGCUUCACCUGGUUUAUUUGAUGAACAAAAACUUGUAAAGAAAUUUGUUCAAAUUGAUAGUGACAGGCUUGAAGGAUUUGAUAAACAAACAAUGGACGAAAUACACAACAUUGCAAACAAUCUCAAAGUUGAACUAGUCCAUACUGACAGAGGAUUUGAAGUUAAGGGCCUAGAUGAGUCAAAGGUUAAGAACAUGUGUGACCAACUUCUGGAAUUCAACACAAGAGACCAUAACAGACAAAACAGGGAAGCAGUCAUAAAGAGAUUUGUAGUGAUGGAUGUGGCCCACGUUGACAAAGUGUGUCAACAGAAAGUACAAUGUAUGGAGCACUACAGUAAAGAAUUAAACAUUGAAUACGACCCUACUAAUCUUGGAUUUGAAGUUAAAGGUAAAACAGAGGCCAAUGUCAAGAAAUUUUGUGAUUACUUAUUGGAACUGGAAAAAGAAGUUGUAAGAGCUGAAAGGGAAAUAUCAGAUGAUAGAAACAAAGUGGACGUUGAAACCGAAGUCAAACUAGUAAAGAGAUUCGUACAGAUGGAAGAUGAAGAAAUUGACCACCUGUGUAACCAUAAAUUAACAGAUAUGAACAAUUGUGGGAAGGAGCUGAAUGUCAGUUUUGAUCCAACAAAUCUAGGAUUUGAAGUUAAAGGGAAGAUUGAAAAUAAUGUUAAGCAAUUUUGUGAUUAUUUGAUAGGAAUGAAAACUCAGAAACUUAAUGAAAAUGAUAGAGAUGCAACUGAUAAAACAACUAGAGAGGAACAUGUUGGCAUAACACCACCAAAAGUUACAGAGGAAUUACUGGACCUUCCACUCAACGUCCCAAGAAAGUUUACUCAAUUAGAUGAAAGAGUCAUACAUUAUAUUGACAGAUUUAAAGUAGUUGAAAUAGGAGAAAUAAUCACUAACCUUGAUGUGGAGUAUAUUAAAAGCAGUUUAGGAUUUGAAAUCUAUGGAAAAAAGAAGGAAAAUGUCCAAACAUUAGAAGAUCAUUUACUGCAGUUAAACUCACAAAUAGAAAUAAGAAAUGUUGAAAAUGUACCUAAUUUGACAGAAGAUGACUUAGAGAAGUUGGAAGAGAAGUAUAAAUGUAUCAUAAAGAUCCUGAGUGAUAAAGAGGAGGAUUCUAAACAGUUAUCUGAAUCUGAUUUAGCAGAUGAGGCAGUAUGGUGUGUGAAUGGUGUUAAAGUAUCAGUUGCCAUGAAAGAUGCUGACAGUCUGACAUGUGAUAUUAUAGUCAUUCCAAUGGUGGAAGAAACUUCAGGAAAGAAGUUUGUCUACCAAGAAAAAUGGACAGGUGAAGAAGUCCAAGUUGCUGUACCAUUGUAUACAGAAGAAUUUGGAAAAGAAAAGCAUGAACUUACCCAGUUAUUAGUGGAUUUGUUGUUUGACCUGAACAGAAAUCAGUAUAACACAGUGGCAUUACCAGUCAAAACAUUCAAUACAUGGCCAUCUACAAAACUGACCAAAAUAAUGCUAGUGGCAUUAAAAGAAUAUCUACAAGAACUUGACCAGAACAACAUACAGAAGAUAUAUUUAUGUAGCACUGAUCCAGAAGUUUGUCAGAGGGCUAUCUCUGCCAUGGAGUUAGCAAUACCUGACUUACAGAGAGUUGGUUUUACAGCAGAUGCUAUAAAGAAACCUAGAAAAGAUAAACAUGAUUAUCCAAGCAUCCAACCAAUAGAUGAAACUCCAGAACCUGAAAUAUCAGAGGUCAAUACAGAAGAUGCCACCCCUGAUCCACCAGUUAUACAACAUACAAAGGAGGACACACCACAAUUACAAGAGGAAGAGAUAAAACCUAAAAUCAUUGUCAUAAAAGAUUUAAUUGCAAAGCAGAAGGUUGAUGUUAUUGUCAAUUCAACAUCUCCAGACUUUGAACUAAAAAAUGGUGCAGUUUCUAGGACCAUUUUGGAUGCUGCAGGAAAGGAAAUACAGAAGGAAGUGAAGAAAAGUUCACGAAACAUUGUUCCUGGUCAGAUUGUAGAAACUAGUGGACAUAAAUUGCAUUGUAAAGCUGUAUAUCAUGGGUGUUUACAGGGAUAUGAUAAAAACGCACACCCAUUUGAUCAAAGAUCUGCUAAGAUUUUGACAAGUUUUAUUGGUGGUUGCUUGCUAAAUGCUCAUAGGAAAUUCUUCAGAAGCAUUGCAUUCCCAGUCCUGGGUGCAGGUGCUCUUGAUUUUCCACCUGAUGUUGUCGCUGCAAUGAUGAAGAAAGAAGUUGAAAAUUUUGGAAAGAAAUAUGGACAUACCUCAUUAACAGAAGUGAGGAUUGUGGUAUUCAAGGAUGAUGGAAUCUAUACAAUCUUUAGAAUGAUGGCUGAGAAAUACAACAAACCAAGACUAGUUGAAAUAUACCAAGAACCUGUAGUUCAACCUUCUGCUGUUGCAGCAGCAAAAGCUCCAGAGCCACUAAAACAGGACCCAACAACUUUACUCCAGGAUCUACCAACACAAGGACUAAGUCUUGCCCUCAAUAGGGUAACAUUAUCAGCUGGUCUGGGUGAUGUCACUAAACUUGAAGGAUUUGACUGUCUGAUAUUACUGUGGCCUCAAGAUGAGAUUAAAUCAACUCCAGUUGAUAAAGAAGUCAUCCUGAAAUCAGUUGGAAAGUCCUCUUUAACAGACUGGGAAGAAGGCAAGGAAAUAUUAAGUGGAAGUAAGAUACUUGUGACCCCUGGUGGCUUUUUGCCACAAACAACCAUUAUCCAUGUAUAUGUAGAAAACCUAGGCCUACAACAUGCUUUUAUGUUAGGACUAGCCAAGGCAGAGGAAAUGAAAAUGAAAAGUGCUGUUAUUCCAGUUAGACCAACAGAUUCCUUAGCUAAAGAUGUUGGAGAUUUUUCAGCAUGCAUAUACAGAGCAGUGACUGAAAUGAAUAACAGGUUACAUAUACUGAGACAUGUGAAAAUUUGUAUUGGUGGAAAACAUUUGUGUCAACCUAUCCUAGCUACACUUGCUAAACUACAAGAAACUGGAGGUCAGCAUUUUGAUCAGACCACUUGCACUGUAGAAAUUACAGCUUUAAAAGAUGACAUGGAAAACAUAAUGUAUGAAAUUAAUCCAAAGACAGAAGCUGAAGAUCUAAACAACCAAAAGGAUGCUGGAAAGGCAGAUGAGGAGGAAAUGAAAAACAAAACCUUAACCAAAGAUGACAUGGAACAGUUUAAACAACCAUCUAGACGAUUCCUAGUUAAUUUAUGUGCAGAAAUAAGUUCAGAUGUAAUUCAAACUGCCUUACAAACAAACCAGUUAGAACAAUUGAAAUUAGGAAUAGAAAGAAUAUCAGAAAAGGUUAUGAUCUCUGAGGAUGAUGGGAAAUGGGAAGUUUAUGGAUCAUAUGCACAAAUUGAAAUGUGUCAAAGUUACCUACGAGAAUUUUGUGAAAAUGAUGUAAUGGAAGAUUCAACAGAGCCAACCGAUGGAGAAAUUAUCAUGAAAGUCAAUAUAACAAAGGAUUUAUAUCAGGCACUGCUGUUUUUAGAAAAAAGAAAACUCUCAGAAAUAACAGGAAAUGCUAAGUUGAACUUUAUAGAUGAUGCUGGAUUAUUAGAGAUAUCUGGACACAAAAUACCAGCUCAUGUUGAAAAACAUAUCCAGGAACUGCUAAGCUUAUUCCAGGCAAACAUGGAAAUGGAUAUGGUAGAGGUACCUUAUCGACAAGUACAAAACAGCUCUGUUACAAAUUUUAUUGUUAAAUUGCAGACAGACCAUCCUGAUGUGUAUAUUUAUACUAAUGAAGGGAAAGAAGCAGAGUCUGCAUUCCCUGUAUAUCUUGUCAGUUUGAAACGUGAAGACAUGGCCAGUGCAAAGAAAAGUAUCCAAACGGAAUAUUUAAAAACAUCAACUAGAGCUGGAAGAUUUACUCAGUCCCAGACAAGAGAUAAAAAUAACAGCAAUGAUAAAAAUAUGAACAAUGGGAACCCAAAUAAGUUUAACAGAAGUUACUCUUUUGAAACCAGGAAGCCAACUCAUAAAACAUAUAAAACACAAGAGGGACUUGUUAUUCAUGUUUAUAUGGGCAGCAUUCUUAACCUUGAUGUUGACUGUAUUGUAAAUGCAGCCAACAGCCAUUUAAUGCAUGGAGGAGGAAUUGCAGCUGUUAUAGCCGACGCUGCAGGAAAAGGCUUUAAUAAAGAAUGUUACGAUUAUGUUAAAAGUUACGGUGAUAUCCCAACAGGGCAUUGUUGUGUUACAAAUGCUGGAAACCUUCCUUAUAAACGUGUAAUCCAUGGAGUUGGUCCACAUUGGUCUAAAGGCAAGGCUGAUGAAUGCUGUGACCUUCUACAGAAAACCAUUGAGCAGUGUAUACAGACAGCUAAUGCUCAUCGCAUGACAUCUGUAGCAAUACCAUCUAUCAGUGCAGGUCUUUAUGGAAUGCCUGUAGAACUAUGUGCCAAGUCUUAUGCUGUAGGCGUGAUGACGGUCAGUGCUAACCGAACUGGUCACUGGUCCCUGAAAGAGGUCCAUUUUGUUGACAACAAGCCAGAAAUGGUAUUCAUGGUUCAGAAAGCUUUUUCUGAUAUCUUUGAAAGUUCUGAAACAAGACGACAAAGAAGUGUUGAUGAAAGUCUGCAAACUUCUGUGGAUCAGUUUAGAGGAGAUUCAGCUAUUAUUGACAAACUGAACAAAAAUGAAUCUUUGACGAAUGCUGAAGAAAUCAUUCAUAGCAAACCCACUGAAAAGUUAAAUUCCCAAACUAAAAGUACUAAUUUGACUAUUAGCCAAAGUUCAGUUGACAGUUACACCCUUCCAAGAAGUUCUGACCUACCUGCAUCAUGGAAAGUUACUGUCAGGACAAAUUUAAUAGAAAUUGAAACUGGUUCCAACUUGAAAGUAUAUGUAUAUGAAGGUGACUUUGGAAAACAGAUUAUGGAAUCAAUAGCAGUCGGUCAGGAUAUAGAUUAUUGUAAAAAGAGCAAAGUUGUACAGUCCUUAAGAGAUAGGGAAAAUGUUAAAGCAAAUUUGGACCAGCUGAAAUUGCAAUUACCAAAGCCAACAGUCGGAACUGUUGCAAUGUUUGAGGCAGAUACAGAUAUUUACCUACAAAAAUAUUUUGUAGUCUUUACACCACAAUAUCAACAGCAGGGAACAACAGAGGAAAGUAAGAAGUUCCAGAAUAAGUUGUAUGGCUGUUAUUUAAAGAUAUUUCAAGAGGUUGCCAACACAAAAGACACAGAGUUUCUUGCAGUAUCAUUUCUAAAAACAGGUAAUAGAGGCACAUCAUUUGAAGAAGGUGUUAAUGUGUUCCUACAUGCAGUUGAUACAUUUACAAUCAAUAAAACACCAGAAUGUAGGCUCAAACAAAUCCAUCUUAUUGUAAAUAAAGGCACAAGUGCAUUUCAGAAAAUCCAACAAGUGUUAGAACAAAAUGUUAAAGACAGCAGUUGUUUAAAACACAUCCAUGAAAAAGUUGAUAAAAGUUAUUUGAAAAUGGUUGGAUGUAAAAAAACAUGUGAUACACCGUUGAAAGAGGAGAUGCCUUCAGAUGACAAAAACAUGGUGAAAGAAUCUGAAAACAAGGGAGAUAAACCAGAGGAGAAAUCUGAACCUGAUGAUUGUGCAAUCUGUUUGGAGGAGAUACAAAAUGAUACCAAGAAAACGUUGCACAAAUGUAAACAUGUGUUUUGUAAAGAGUGUAUAGAUGAGUGUUUCAGACAUAGACCAGUUUGUCCAACAUGUGGAAUGGUGUAUGGUAUUGUCAUAGGAACCCAGCCAGCUGGAACAAUGAAAGUUGAACAUAGGCCACAUACACAUUUACCAGGACAUAAAAAACAAGGCUGUUAUAUGAUAACUUAUAACUUCUACAGUGGCAAACAAACUGCUGAACAUCAAAACCCAGGAAAGCAGUACAGAGGGACAAGUCGUAUGGCAUAUUUACCUGCCAAUGAGAAGGGUACCAUGGUGAUGAAGUUACUAAAGAUAGCGUUUGACAGGAAGUUGGUGUUCACUAUAGGUCAUUCAAGGACAACAGGAGAAGAGAAUGUUGUCACCUGGAAUGAUGUCCAUCAUAAAACAAACAUGAGCGGAGGGCCUCAAGCGUUUGGCUAUCCAGAUCCUGAGUAUCUAGACCGAGUGUUAGAUGAGUUAGCAGCCAAAGGUGUAACCAAAGAGGAUUUGAAAGACUAGGCAACAAUAGAAAAAAAUAUUGAUGUUUGUAAAUAUGUUAUAAAUUUUGAAUUUGUUUAAUAUCAUUAUAGAUGACUUUAAUAUUUUUUCCUGUAUUUCAUAGAUAGAUUUUUUUGGCAAAUAUACAAUCAUGAACUGUUUUUUAUGUCUAUGAAGCAAACAUUUUGUUUACUGGGAUAUUGAGCAACAAGAUAAUGAAAUAUAUUAAAUUGGAUAUGUAAUGAAGCAUAAACUUCCUGUUAUUUUUUUUAUGUCUAAUUUAGUUGAUGGGGCUAAAAAAAAAAAGCAUGUUACCAAUAUUCAGCAGGCAUUCAAAUUUGAUAUGGUGAUUCAAGUUAAAGACAUUUGUUUAUUCUAGUUUGUUAUUAACUGUUACCAAUAAUUGAUCUGUGAUAUUUAUAACCUAAUUGUUGUUAAAAUUGAAUAUUGAAAUACAUAUAUCUGUUGUUGUUUUCUUUUAUUUGUUGAUAUAUUUUGUCUAAAAGGCAUUGUUUGAAUGUAUGUAUUGUUAACCUGCUAUAGGUAGUGAAAGGCAUUGUUUGUAUGUAUUGUUAAUCUGUUAUAGUCAUAACUUGGUCAUCUUUGUCAUUAUUUAUACUUAUCAUUUCAAUUUUAUCUAAAUCAGAUUGAAAAACACAACAACAUCCUUAAGGAGGAGGUGGGGGAUACAGAACACCUAAGGGAGUUAACUCUUUAAAAAUCAGCUUAAGAAAAAUCAAGUUCCUCAAUGAGAAAUUAGUUUUUUGUCAAACUGCUAUAUAUCCAAUGAAAAGGUUCCUUUAAAUAGUGCCGUUCAAACUUCUAGAAAUUUUUAUGUUUUUGACAUCUGACAGGUCAAAAGUAAAUAUUUUGACAAAAUUUUAUGAAAAUCAAACAAGUCAAAUUGAUUUAAGUCAAAGUAGUACCCAUGAUCAGUUUGAGGGUUUAGACAAUUAUUUUAGGUGUCUUGUCUCAUUCAAUGUCACUGAAUUAUAUGGAUAUUUUUUAAUGUUAAAGAAUGUUGCUUGAAUACUACUUUUUAAAACUAGUAUUGCAUUACCAUUAAUAUACCAGGUGAUUUGCUGGAAGUACUUUCAAGCAGCUUUUUUGUGAAAGCAUGGAUUUGAUUUUUAAAAUAAAGUACCAUUUUGUACAGUUUAAUAUUCAGUUUCAUUGGAAAUAAAACUAUAUUACUGCAAUGACAAACAUUUUGAACAGAUAUUUAGUUUUUUGUAAUUCAUGUAUUACUGUAAUGGUAUGUUUUGUAGUUUAACUGUUGAAGUUGUGAUGAGGUUUGUUUCAGGACAACCUUUUAUGGUAAUAAAAAAUUUGAUAUUUGCAGUUGUAUCAGCAUUUGUAAAUUUCUAAUCUUCACAACAAAUGUUUUUUGUUUUGUUUCACCAAAAUUGGUUGAUUUCACAAUAUGUCCAUAAAAGAAUGAUUCCAUAGUCAAAUGAAAUCUCGCCAUAAACAAUUUUAUUAGGAUAAAAGAAGAAGUCAGGUACAUAUCAAUGACACAGUAACUCAGAGACACGAAUAACCAAUAGAGGUCAGAGACCACAAUUGUUGUCCCUUGAUUUUCUUUUUUCACGAAUAUAGUCCCUAGUGUUAACAGUGGGUUACUUGCCAAUAAUUUGUAUACUCCUUCCAAAUUUAUUUCUCCAUGUUUAAUGCCUCAAAUUGUAAGUAGGGGGGUGAAAUUACACUGUAAAAAAAUUUGGGUCCAGAAUUUUACAGGAAAGAAGUGAUUUGGUCCAGCUGAAAAAGGUUAAAAAUUAGUACUUUGGAAGCUGUCAAAAGAUUUCAAGACACCCUAAACACAAAAUUGUCCAUAUUUUGAGUUAGAGACGAUGAAGUUUUCUAUAAUUUUGAUAUAAUUUGUCCCAAAAGUAGUACAACACGUUAAAAAAUUCAUUGAGAAAGCGCAGGUGGGAUUUUUUAAUUUUCAUUUAUGUUCUAAAAGAAAUGCACUACAAAUUAAUUGUGGUCUCGGACCAGAUCUAGAGGUGAUUAAAGGUUAUUUAUUUCUAACAUACUUCUAUGCCUCUAGGUGCAGGAUUUUUUGCUGUAUCUAAGACCCAUUGGUAACCUUGGUCUGUUUUCUGCUUUUUGGUCAGGAUGUUCUCUUUGACACAUUCACCUUUUCCAUUCUUAAUUUUAAUACAACGCAUUUAAAGAAAUUGAAAUAUAGCUGUGAUGAAGUAAUUAAAAUUGCAGGACUGAAGCAAUAUGUAUUGUAUACAGAAUUUACUGUUCAAAGUGAGGGAGAUAAUUCUUUUUUUACUAUAAAGGUUGUGGUUUGCAAUACUUUAUACAUAUAUUUUUAUUGUUUUUUUUUGUUUUUAAAUCAUUAGUCAUUUGUAUUAAUCCUGUUCAAAACAGAUAGUUACAUAAAUAUAUAAUUUGGUAGAAAAGUAUUGUAUAGUUUUUCAAGUACAUGUAUCUAGAAAAUUUAAAAAUAAAUAAUAAUUCCAAUCAUUUAGAUGUUAAUUUAAGAUGUUGAUUUAAGAUUUAUAUGUUAAUUUAAGAUUUAGAUCUUAAUUUAAGAUUUGGAUGUUAAUUUAAGAUUUAUACAAUUAGAUGAAUAAUGUUUUAUAUACAGUAAACUAAGAAGUUAUUGUGUGGACUUUUUAUGAUGAUUUUCAUGGGUAAAAUGCAAGAUUUAUCAUUGCAAUUUUAAGAUUACUUAUCUUCAGGUAUAUGCAUAGGUUAUCAGCAUGCUAGUUCAUAUUGUUAAACCACCCAGCCAUAUUUUAAGUCAUAACAAAAACCUUGCAAUGAUUUCUGAAUUUACAAUAUAUGUAUUUUGUCUCGUCUGCCAUGAUAGUUGCUGAAUAGAAAUUUAGUUGUACUGUUUGUUUUGCAGCAUUACCAAGGGUUUAAAUGUGAUACGGUUACACGGACGAGACAUCUCUAUUAAUAGUUCAUUAAGUAUAUUUUAAGUGUUGGCAAUUAUGAAAAACUAAUGUAAUGUAUCAAAUACUAACCAGAGUUUUCACAAAUAAAUGCAUGUGCCUUUAAUAUAUUAUUUAAAAAAAUAAACAUCUCAUUUUUCCAUUAA
This is a messenger RNA of Mytilus trossulus (common blue mussel), 13130 nucleotides long. RefSeq lists its product as uncharacterized. NCBI's taxonomy places the organism in Eukaryota, Metazoa, Mollusca, Bivalvia, Mytilida, Mytilidae. The coding region runs from base 194 to 10090 and encodes 3298 amino acids. The record is from RefSeq and is a predicted model, not a curated record. Gene Ontology annotation, molecular function: transcription corepressor activity; NAD+ poly-ADP-ribosyltransferase activity; NAD+-protein mono-ADP-ribosyltransferase activity. Gene Ontology annotation, biological process: protein poly-ADP-ribosylation; negative regulation of gene expression. The transcript has 18 exons. Gene Ontology annotation, cellular component: cytoplasm; nucleus.